Molecule: messenger RNA, 2334 nt
Organism: Vicia faba (fava bean)
Lineage: Eukaryota; Viridiplantae; Streptophyta; Magnoliopsida; Fabales; Fabaceae
Source: the annotation of a GenBank genome assembly
AUGGCCAGAUGGGAUGCAAUCCUAUCUCUUCCAGUACAAAAUCCUCCCUCCUUGGAAAUUUCUUCCGAUGACCUAGUUUGGUCCAAAGUGGAAGGCUGGCAUGAUAAAUUAGAUAGAGUUGCUAUAAUCCCUUUUGCUAGAGUUGCUGAUUUUGUUAGAGGUGAAUCUAAUAAUAAAGAAUGUCCUACAAGAUUUCAUGUUGAAGCUAGACGUCGUCGCCCUCCGACUUUCAAGCAAAAGGUUGAUGGCAUACUAGAGUAUAUUUUGUAUUGGUGUUCCUUUGGUCCGGAUGACCAUAGAAAAGGUGGAAUUGUUAGACCAAGUCGUAGUACGUAUGUUCCAAAGAAGAAAAAUGCUGGUCGACCAAAUACCAAACGUGGUUGCACUUGUCACUUUAUUGUGAAACGCCUUAUAGCUGAACCUUCGGUUGCUUUGAUUAUAUAUAACGAUGAUAAGCAUGUUGAUAAAAAGGGUGUGCCGUGCCAUGGUCCACAGGAUAAAAAGGCGGCUGGAACAAUUGCUGAGUUUGCUCCAUAUAUUUCAGAAGAUCUCAGACUACGGGUUUUAUCUCUUCUAUAUGUUGGAGUGUCAGUGGAGACCAUUAUGCAGAGGCACAAUGAAUCAGUAGAGAAACAAGGUGGUCCAAGUAACCGUGAUGACCUUUUGUCUCAGCGUUAUGUUCGAAGACAAGAGAGGGAAAUACGCCGUUCUAGUUAUGAGCUAGAUGCUGAUGAUUCAGUUAGUAUUGACAAGUGGGUUGGAAGCCACCAGAAUAAUGUUUUCUUCUAUGAAGAUUUCUCUGAGUCUGAUCCAUUUAUUUUGGGCAUUCAAACGGAGUGGCAAUUGCAACAAAUGAUUAGGUUUGGGAACUGUGCUCUUCUCGCAUCUGAUUCAAGAUUUGGUACAAAUAAAUUAAAGUACCCCGUUCAUAGUCUUCUAGUAUUCAACUCAGAGAAGAAGGCUAUUCCCGUUGCUUGGAUAAUAACACCAAGGUUUUCAUGUUUGGAUGCACAUCGAUGGAUGAGGGCUCUGUAUAAUAGAGUUCAUACUAAAGAUCCUCAUUGGAAGCUGGCUGGCUUCAUAGUAGACGACCCACAUUAUGAUGUCCUAGCAAUCAGGGACGUGUUUCAGUGCUCAGUAUUGAUAAGCUUCUGGCGAGUUCGACAUUUAUGGCAUAGAAACAUAAUUAAGUGUUUGGAAACUGAUAUGCAAAUAAAAAUAUCCAAACGGCUUGGGUGGAUAAUGGAUAAUAUUUUCCGUCGCCAGGGAACCAUGUCACUAUUUGAAGAUUUUGUAGAGGACUUCAUUGAUGAACCCAAUUUUAUGGAGUAUUUCAAGGCCACUUGGUAUCCUAGAAUGGGAGCAUGGGUUGAUGCCCUUAGAACUCUUCCUCUUGCUAGCCAAGAGUCUUGUGCAGCAAUGGAAUAUUACCACAACCAACUGAAGAUCAGGUUGUUGAAUGAGAAAGACAUCAAUGUUUAUCAGCGUGCUGAUUGGUUGGUUGACAAGAUAGGUACAAAAGUCCAUUCUUAUUAUUGGCUUGAUGAGUGCUCAGAUAAAGAUGAUUUUGCACGAUAUUGGAAAAACGAAUGGAUGAGUGGUUUGACAUCAUGGCGCAAAGCACUGAAGAUUCCAGAUGCCGAUGUCAUAAUGGAAGAUGGGUGUGCUAAGGUUAAAGAUGAGCAUGACCAAGAUAAAGCUUAUAUUGUAUGGAACACUGGUUCAAUGUUGAGCAUCUGCGACUGUGAUUGGGCAAAGGAUGGCAACAUGUGUGAGCAUAUCUUGAAAGUUUUUAGAAUCUGCCGAAAUCGAGGGUCUGUUCCACCAUCCAUCAGCUUAUUGCAGUACCAUCAGGUGCUAAAUAACAUGCUGCGUUGCCCACCUUUUGAUUCUUUAAUUCGUGAUCAUGCUGUGUCGUUGGCAGUUUCAGUUCAGAAGCAGUUAAAUACACUACUUGAUAAAGAUAGUAUCCAGACUGCCAGGGGAUCUAAUGAGAAGCGAGUCGAUAUUGAUAUCCAUCGGCUGAACUCUAGGGUAGCUUCAGCUGCCCAAGAUGAAGCCUUAGUUUGUGAGAGGCAAGUCAUCAAAGAUAUUUUAUCCCGGGGUGCUGCAUGUGGAGUGAGUGAUAUCACCGGUCAUGCGGACAUGGAUGUUGAUGAGACUGUUUCAAAUAAUAAUGCAUUACUAGAGAAAAAAACGACAGGUUUAAUCACUAUAGGAAGUGGGAUUUCAGCUUCCAAAAAUGGUGCUGUUUUUUAUGAGAUUAAUGAAGAUAUUUGCAAGAAUAACAAUGGUAUGGAUGUGGAUCCCCCACCCUUAGACACCACCUCAUAA